Molecule: messenger RNA, 883 nt
Organism: Culex pipiens pallens (northern house mosquito)
Lineage: Eukaryota; Metazoa; Arthropoda; Insecta; Diptera; Culicidae
Exons: 3
Coding region: 236-577 (113 amino acids)
Source: RefSeq, a predicted model, not a curated record
CACUCUAACGUUAGGGGGGCUGCGGGCGAGAAACGGGCAUCGCCAGUGCCAGUUAAGACGCUUUAGUUCAGACACAAUCCUCAAAAUUUUCGAUUUUUUUGUUGCACACGCACACCUCCAUACUUCCUUCAUGGCCCACUCACACUCUCUCAAUUUUCCAUAACGCGCAAACGUCAAACAUUUUCCUUGCUAGUCGGAACCUGUCGGAACGUGUUUGCAAGGUUGUUUUUUUAAAAUGAAAAAGUGCGUUGUUUUUUUUACAAAAUUGAUGGUUUGCUCGUUUGCCCCAGAAGAUGGAAUAUUCACUAGGGACGGCUUGGCAGACUCCCAGUCGCCGCUGCUAGAUAACACGUCUCUAGCAUCGAUCAAAACGGCCACCUUUGGCAAACCAAGGAAGAUCUGCCACCAGCUGGAUAACCGGAUCAGGAAUCGGAGAAUCGGAAGCAAAGGAAAUUCCCAAAUAGUUGGCCCUCGAGCCAGAACGCGGUUGGAGCGGAGAUCAUCUGCCGUCGAAACUACUCUCCAAGGCACAUCGCCGUUGCACCUUUCCAAUGAGCAGCACAAACGGCUCUGGUGAAAGGCGAAAAAGUUUGGUGGAGGUGAUCAGUUGAACGGCCAGAGUCCGGUGGCCUGGUAGAAGAAGAGCUUGGUCCAUUCGACGAAAAGUGAUGUUGGAUAGUCGACCAUCCCCUCCCAUAGCAGGAGGGUUAUCCACCUCAAGACUACGACACCGCCUAGCUACGGAAACCGGGAGGUUCAAGGCAUCCGUUCAACCGAGAACCUACUACGAGUUAAGGUAGACAGUUGUCUUCGUAAGCUUCCUCCUCCGCAACCUCUUCCAAGCGGCGCUCCGCUGGCAUCCCCAAGGACCAAAACGGCCAAC